Molecule: messenger RNA, 1410 nt
Organism: Durusdinium trenchii
Lineage: Eukaryota; Dinophyceae; Suessiales; Symbiodiniaceae
Source: the annotation of a GenBank genome assembly
AUGUUGCAAGUCUUCCUCAACACUCCAGAGGAGUUUGGCCACUACACGCACAUCGUCCUGGAUGAAGUCCACGAACGAAGUGCUGAGAGCGACAUGCUCUGCCUGGUGGUGCGGCUCCUGGCGCAGCAGCGUUUUCGCAGCACGCGGCUGGUGAUCAUGUCUGCCACCUUACAGUCGGGGCUCUUCGCCACGUACUUCGCCACGGUCUCGCCGCUGCCGGUGGGCAACGUCUUCGUGGGGGCGAGGUGUUUCAAGGUCACCGAAUACUUCUUGGAGGAUUUGCCAAAGGCCUUCCGCAAGAAGUUGCGCUGUGAGUCAUUGAUCCAGUCGCGGAUCAAGGAGGUCUUUGGGCUGGUGAAACCCAAGAAGAUCGAUCAGAAGCACUGCGACAAGAUGCACUCGAUCAUUUUGGAGCUCCUCGAGGUCAUCGCUUCGCCCGACAGCACGAUCCUGGUCUUCCUCCCUGGGAUCGCGGAAAUCUCCGCCCUGUGGCAGGAAGCGAGAGAUUUGGAGCAUCGCGGCUUUCGAAUCUUUCCUCUUCACUCCAUGGUGCCACGGGAAGAGCAGGAGCUGGUCUUCCAGGAGCCCGAGCCCGGCAUCACCAAUGUGGUUCUCGCCACCGACAUCGCGGAAUCUUCCAUCACUCUGCCGCAUGUGGUGGCCGUGGUGGACUUGGGCUUGCAUCGUCGCAUGGACCACGAUGCGUCCAAGGGCAUUGCGUCCUUGGCCACCAAGUGGAUUAGCAAAGCGGCCGCCACGCAAAGGAGUGGGCGCGCCGGGCGCACACAGCCGGGCCUUUGCCUUCGUUUGUACACGCAAGAGUUCUUCAACGCGCAGAUGCACGACUUCGAGCCACCGGAGUCCAAGUCCAUGGCCUUGGACCGGCUCUACCUGCAGGCGAAGCAGCUCUCGGUGCAACUGAACCAGUCCUUGCAGGGCUACGGCGCGCCUCAGGGAGCGCAACAGCUCCUGUCCCAGUUGCCCGAGGCGCCCGACUUGAAGAACGUCACGGCGGCGCGGCAGAAGAACGCGGAGCUGGGCACCAUCUCCGACGGCACCGAGGCAGCAAAGAUCACUGCCCUGGGGUAUUUGUGCCUCCAGCUCCCCUUGGAGCUCAAGCUCACCCGGCUCGUGUGGCUCGGGGCGCACUUCGGCGUCGUCGCCGACGCCGUGGUCCUGGCGUCAGUGAUGUCGUCGCAAGAUGCCUUUUCGAUGCCAAGUCCUCUCUUCAUGCGAGAGGAGCUGGACUUCGUGAGCCGUUUACGCUCGGCGGCCUCCGCGAGGCUCCUCUUCGACUCCGGGGAGUUGUCGGAGCCCUUGAUGCACCGUCAACUGUUUCUCGAGUGGCUCACGGAGUUUCAUCAAAACCAAUACGUGUCAGGGGACUCGAAGCGACGGAGGAGACGUUGA